AUGACCACUGAAGAUGCCGCUCUUAAGGCUGCUCCUGCCACUGAAGAUGCUGCUCUUAAGGCCGCUCCUGCCACUGAAGAUGCCACUCCCAAAAUUUCUAUUGCCACUGAAGAUGCCGCUCUUAAGGCCGCUCCUGCCACUAAAGAUGCCACUCCCAAAAUUUCUAUUGCCACUGAAGAUGCCGCUCUUAAGGCUGCUCCUGCCACUGAAGAUGCCACUCCCAAAAUUUCUAUUGCCACUGAAGAUGCCGCUCUUAAGGCUGCUCCUGCCACUGAAGAUGCUGCUCUUAAGGCCGCUCCUGCCACUGAAGAUGCCACUCCCAAAAUUUCUAUUGCCACUGAAGAUGCCGCUCUUAAGGCCGCUCCUGCCACUGAAGAUGCCACUCCCAAAAUUUCUAUUGCCACUGAAGAUGCCGCUCUUAAGGCUGCUCCUGCCACUGAAGAUGCCACUCCCAAAAUUUCUAUUGCCACUGAAGAUGCCGCUCUUAAGGCCGCUCCUGCCACUGAAGAUGCCACUCCCAAAAUUUCUAUUGCCACUGAAGAUGCCGCUCUUAAGGCCGCUCCUGCCACUGAAGGUGCCACUCCCAAAAUUUCUAUUGCCACUGAAGAUGCCACUCCCAAAAUUUCUAUUGCCACUGAAGAUGCCACUCCCAAAAUUUCUAUUGCCACUGAAGAUGCCGCUCUUAAGGCCGCUCCUGCCACUGAAGGUGCCACUCCCAAAAUUUCUAUUGCCACUGAAGAUGCCACUCCCAAAAUUUCUAUUGCCACUGAAGAUGCCACUCCCAAAAUUUCUAUUGCCACUGAAGAUGCCACUCUUAAGGCCGCUCCUGCCACUGAAGGUGCCACUCCCAAAAUUUCUAUUGCCACUGAAGAUGCCGCUCUUAAGGCCGCUCCUGCCACUGAAGGUGCCACUCCCAAAAUUUCUAUUGCCACUGAAGAUGCCGCUCUUAAGGCCGCUCCUGCCACUGAAGGUGCCACUCCCAAAAUUUCUAUUGCCACUGAAGAUGCCACUCUUAAGGCCGCUCCUGCCACUGAAGAUGCCACUCCCAAAAUUUCUAUUGCCACUGAAGAUGCCGCUCUUAAGGCUGCUCCUGCCACUGAAGAUGCCACUCCCAGAAUUUCUAUUGCCACUGAAGAUGCCGCUCUUAAGGCCGCUCCUGCCACUGAAGGUGCCACUCCCAAAAUUUCUAUUGCCACUGAAGAUGCCGCUCCCAAAAUUUCUAUUGCCACUGAAGAUGCCACUCUUAAGGCUGCUCCUGCCACUGAAGAUGCCACUCCCAAAAUUUCUAUUGCCACUGAAGAUGCCGCUCCCAAAAUUUCUAUUGCCACUGAAGAUGCCACUCUUAAGGCUGCUCCUGCCACUGAAGAUGCCACUCCCAAAAUUUCUAUUGCCACUGAAGAUGCCGCUCCCAAAAUUUCUAUUGCCACUGAAGAUGCCACUCUUAAGGCUGCUCCUGCCACUGAAGAUGCCACUCCCAAAAUUUCUAUUGCCACUGAAGAUGCCGCUCCCAAAAUUUCUAUUGCCACUGAAGAUGCCACUCUUAAGGCUGCUCCUGCCACUGAAGAUGCCACUCCCAAAAUUUCUAUUGCCACUGAAGAUGCCGCUCUUAAGGCUGCUCCUGCCACUGAAGAUGCUGCUCCAUAA
This is a messenger RNA of Neoarius graeffei (lesser salmon catfish), 1644 nucleotides long. RefSeq lists its product as uncharacterized. The transcript has a single exon. NCBI's taxonomy places the organism in Eukaryota, Metazoa, Chordata, Actinopteri, Siluriformes, Ariidae. The record is from RefSeq and is a predicted model, not a curated record. The coding region runs from base 1 to 1644 and encodes 547 amino acids.